CUUCAGGAGACAAAAAAUAAUGCCCCGGUUGCGCCCCUCCCUCUUCUGGCGUGCCAGGCGGGAGAUAUCCCCCAUGGCCGCCAAGCUCCUACCGGCUUGUCGAGACCUGGAGUCGGCCGCCAACGAGCUGCGCUGGAUCCGCGAGUAUGUCCGAGACACCAAGUCACCCAUCCCUGAUGAACUUCGGGUCUGGCAGCUCGCCGAAAAACGUGGCCGGGGCAUCCCGCUGCAAUAUGUCCUCGGGACGCAACCGUUUGGUGAUAUCGAGAUCAAGUGCCGGCCAGGGGUACUCAUUCCGAGACCCGAAACAGAGGCCUACACCCUCCACCUCGCCUCGCUGCUCUCCCAGUCUUCCCCACCACCCACUUCCCUCUCAAUCCUAGACCUCUGCACCGGCACAGGUUGCAUCCCUCUCCUCCUCCUUCACUCCCUCCUCAUCCCCCUCCGCGCCCCAACCCCCAUCUUCCUCCACGGAGUCGACAUCUCCCCCGCCGCAAUCCGUCUCGCCCGUGCAAAUCUUACUCACAACACCCCUGCCCUCAACCGCUUCCCACAUGCCUCCUCCUCCUCCUGCCCAUACAACCUCACCUUCUCCCAGUUCGACAUCUUUUCUCCCUCCCUCAUCACCCACCUCCAACACUUCCUCAACCCCCAAAUACACACCCCCACACCCACAGGCACAGGCACAGGCACACAAGAUCAAAAUACCGAACCACCAACAAAAAUACCAGAUCUCCUCGUGUCCAACCCUCCCUACAUCUCCCCCCGCGACUUCAACUCCGCCACAGCCAGAGCAGUCCGCAACCACGAGCCGCGCCUCGCACUCGUUCCCCAACAACAGGAGGGACUCAGCCCCAUUCACAGGUACCGUCACGAUAGAUAUAACUGCCGUCCCGAAGACGUCUUUUACGCACGCAUCCUGGAGAUUGCCAGCGUCCUCAAGCCAAAAAGGGUGCUGGUGGAGGUGGGCGGGUGGGAGCAGGCUUUGAGGGUUGUGAGGCUGGUCCUUGAGAACAGUACUGCGGCGACGAGUAGGAAUAAUGAUGGUGGGCAUAAGAGUCAAGAAGAGUACAAUCUGGUGGAGGUGUGGCGAGACGAGCCGUCGGCUGGUGACAAGGGGGAGAGGGUUGAGGUUGCCGGGAGGGAGGUGGUCGUGCAAGGGGAGGGAAGAGGUAGGGCGGUUUACUUGUCGCGAGUUUAACAGGAGUGAAUGGCCAUCACACUGUAAGAUACGAGAGUCAAUGGCAUUGAUCAUGUUCAAAGGGUAGAUAGGCAUACAGGUACUCU
Parathielavia appendiculata is the source of this 1287-nucleotide messenger RNA. RefSeq names its product S-adenosyl-L-methionine-dependent methyltransferase. Gene Ontology annotation, biological process: methylation. The transcript is spliced from 2 exons. Gene Ontology annotation, molecular function: nucleic acid binding; methyltransferase activity. Lineage: Eukaryota; Fungi; Ascomycota; Sordariomycetes; Sordariales; Chaetomiaceae. The record is from RefSeq and is a predicted model, not a curated record. Bases 20 to 1201 code for a protein of 393 amino acids. Gene Ontology annotation, cellular component: mitochondrion.